AUGUCAAAACUAGACAUACAAUUGGUGGAACCAGUAAUUUCCUUCAGAGGAGGACCCCGGGAAGCAAUAGGAUGUUUCUUGCGUGGUGAUCUGAUAAUACAUCUACAGAAACCAACAAAAGUAAAAUGCAUCGAAUUGAAAUUUAUGGGAAGAGAAAAAAUAGGCUUUUCUGAAGGCACCUGUCCGAUCAGAAAUGCAGGCGCAAUACGCGAGGAGCGCGAACUUAUUUCUAACACAUGGACCUUUCUCGACCCAAUUCCCACAAAACUAACCGCCUCCGCCACACGCUUCCAUCUCCUUCGCAAAUCAAAUCCGAAAUCGAUGCAAUCUCGCCUCUUACCCGCCGGAAAACAUACAUAUCCAUUUGAAAUAUUUUUACCUGGAAAUUUACCCGAAACAAUCAAGACCGAUCACGUCCAUGUCGAGUAUACGUUAGAAGGAAAGUUAAUGACGAAUGGCGUGUUUCCCUGCCGAAAGAUAAAGAAACACAUCGAGGUUGUGAGAACAAUACCAGAUCAUUUGAAUUCACAAGGCGUCGCGACGGCUCGAGAGAUCACAGACACCUUUGCCUAUGAAAUAUCACUUCCCAAGCUCGCAUACCCUAUCGGACAAACCGCACCGUUAGACAUAAAGAUAUCACCACUGAGCAAGCACUUUGUACUCCACGGUAUCAAAGUCGAAAUACACGAGAAGUGCGUCUACCACAUAAGAGGACGCGAUGUCACGAGCAAUAAUAUAGUACUAUCAGAAGCGUUACCGAUCUUUGACAAAACAAUCCUGUCGGAAGACGGCACUGAUGGCUUUUUCUACGGACGCACGCUACCCCUCAAACUUCCGAAAUUCUCGUCUCUCGUACACCCAUCGUGCGAUACGUCCACGUUAACAAUCACUCAUCAGAUGAAAAUAGUCUUUAUCGUAUCUGCGCCAAUAUUGGCAACGCACAAGAUGCAGAUCAAAGUUAACAUGAAUGUGAAAAUGUUAUCGUGCAAGUGCAUGGACGACCACGAUGUCGCUUUACCUAAUUACGACGAAGACAGCUGUUAUUGUCCUCUCGAUCCUGUUUAUCAGAGAAUGGCACAUUUGGUGUUGGGCGAUGUCGAUGUUGAUCUUGAUGAUGCACCGCCGGAUUACGAGAAAGCCAUUGCUGAGGAGCGGAUACCGUCGGAAGAAACAAGAGCAUGA
Molecule: messenger RNA, 1182 nt
Organism: Paraglomus occultum
Lineage: Eukaryota; Fungi; Glomeromycota; Glomeromycetes; Paraglomerales; Paraglomeraceae
Source: the annotation of a GenBank genome assembly